UUUUUUCCUCCAAGCCGCCAGGGGGCGCUCCCGCCCCGCGCCGCCGUACCGCGGGCGGCGCUCUGGCCCCGCUUCCUUGCCGGGAGCUGAUUGGUGCGUGGCGGCGGUGACGCCAUUCCCGGUGGCCGCGCUGUGCCUGCGGGACCCUCGGGACCCCCGGCCCCGCUCCUCUCCCGAGCCAUGGAGUUCCCCGCCGUUCUCUUCCCCUCUUACUUCGGUGCCGGCCCGCCGCGGGAAGAGGGCGGCCCGGCGCCGGCCGCUGGCUGGGGCGAGCACGGCCAGGUGCUGGAGGGCAGCCUCGGCCCCAGCCGCCAUCAGGCGCAGCCGGCGUUCGUGCCCCGCCGAGGCGGGAAGGACGAAACUUGGAACCCUGCCGAGGCCGCGGCCGUGCCGGUGCUGCCGCCCGGCGCCGGCCGCUGGAUCCCGUCGCCCACUCCUCAGGACAUCCUGUACCGCAACAGUGUGUGCAGGAAGCUCCGGGCAGGCAGGUCUGGAGCCACCCUGGACUUUGCCAAGCAGCUGGGCCAUUUCUUUGUGGAUCAUCCGGAGGACGCAUUUGGCUCCAUGGGGCGGCUGCUGCACAAGAACUUCUACCUGGGCAACUCCAGCCUGAAGGUCAGUGUCAGUCCUGGGGGGAACAGGCUGUCGCCCACCAUUCCCCCUGCAGCCCCAACCUCUGCCUGCUCCUCCCCGCAGAGGCCAGCCCGGAGCACCGCCAUCCGGAUGACAGCCCUGAUGGAGGACAUUGACCGUCUGGAGGCCCGGCGCGGCUGCCACAGGCAGCACUUGGCCUCCCGCCUGCGCUGGUUCUCUCACCUGUGCCGUGACUGGCUCUUUGAGGUGCCACUGGGGCUGCUGGCGGACUGCCUGCACGAGGAGCUGCUGCUGCAGUGGUCUGACCUGCUCUUCGAUGACAGCCUCACAGGGGGGGCACUGGCCUGGCUGCCCCCCGGCGACACAAAGUCACGGACAGGCCGCCUGGUGUACCCUGGAGGGCAGGCCAUGAACCACCUCUUUUUCCAGGACAUGGUGCUGGAGGAGCUGCCCCGUGCCCGAGGCUCCCCGGCACAGUUUGAACUCAGCGGACGCAUCCGGCAGGUGGCUGCAGCCCGAGUGGAUGGGGAAGAUUUCAUUGGGGUCCGCUCAGACUAUCACUGCGGAGUUUGGAGGGUGCCAGGCAGGACAGGGACAGCUCCCACCCCACUGCAGGUCAUCCAUACUGAUGUGCCUGCCUCCUGCCUCACUGUCAGCCCUCACCUUCCCGGGGAGCUGGCAGUCUGCACUCAGAGUGGGACCAUCUACCUCUGGAGCGUCGAGACAGGGCUGCAGCAGCUCCGCCAUGACCCCCAGACCAUGUUUUUUCGGGACCAUUCACCCUGGCGCUGGAGUGACUUCACCGCCCACCCACGGGUGCUGAGCUGUGCCGACCGCACCGGCUUGCAGUGCCUGGAUGCCCGGGCCCCCAAGAAAUGCCACUUCGACUUAUUCAAGGUGGGCGAGGAAGCGGGCUGCCAGCAGGGCGAGCGCGUGGUGCUGCCCCUGUACCUGGGCAGGGCUCACCCCUCACAGUACCUUGUCACCACCCAGUUCUCCGUGUACGUGCUGGACGAGCGGUUGCCACUGGUGCCUGUGCUGAAGUGGGCACACAUGAUGAAGGCCCCCCCGCUCUUUGCCCACCUGAUGCCAGGGGAUCCUGGGAGGACCCAUAAAGUGCUGCUCGGCGCAUCCUGCACCCAGGAACUGUUGCUGCUGCAAUACCGGGGGGGCAGCCAGUCGGCCUGCCAGCUGGCGGGGGCUCCACAGAAGCUGCACAGCAUCGCUGGGUGCCUGCAGCACCUGCCCACCCAGCUCCCACACCGCCACCGCCUGCUCCAGCAGCGCCUCGGAGCCCCGGCUGCAGGGCUGGCCGCCAUGCUGCAAGAGGAUGGGACGUGUGAGACCAUGCUGGUUUUCCAGCUCUCCGAGGCUGGGGAUGUCUUCUGCCAGAGGCUGACCCACGAGGCAGUGCUUCCCCCUGCACCCACCUUGAGGGAUGAGGCCACAACAGCCCCUGGCUCUUCCCCUCUCUUCGAGGCUCCAGCCAGCAGCCCACUGGGCUUGGGCAGUGAGGAGGAAGAAGAGGAGGAAGAGCAAACGUUCUACUUGUCCAACCUGGAGGUGAUUAUCAACGAGGAGGAGGAGGAGGAGAACACAGGCACACCAGCACCCCCAGAGGAAGCUGAACUGCCCCAGGAGCCCUGUGCCAGCCCCCAGCCCACCCCAGCGGUGCCCAGCCCAGCUGCAGCCCUGCGGUACCACCGCUGGUUGAGGGCUCUUUUCAGAGGCUGCAGGGAGCCCCCCCAGCGCUCCUUGCCCCCCAGCCUCAGCCAGAGGCGCCUCUUCACCCGCAAAGAGCUGGAAGGGCCAACGGGUCCCACUGCCCUGCAGAGGCAAGUGCGGCAGCAGCUGCGCCAGGCCAUGCGGGAAGGGGGCCACAUCCAGCGCUGGGAGCCCAUGGCCCUCCAGCCCCCUGCCCUGCCACAGCCCCUGGAGCCAGAGGGGGGUCCAGACCUCCUGAGCACCCGUCUGACAGCAGCCUGGUCCGGGGACUGGGAGCAGUGGUGGGAGGACAGGACGAGCUUCAGCAUGGCACAGAGACAGCGGGCGCUGCGGGAGCGGCGGCGGCGGCAGAAACGAGCACGGGGCCGGCGCAGCCUCUCGGCCAGUUUUACCUCCUCCCUCACCUACCAGUCGGAGCUGUCCGAGCUCAGCGAUGCAGGACCCCUGCUGCUUUCCCCAAGCCGCCCACACGUUCUCUCCCAGGAGAGCUCCCCCCCAGCCAGCAGCCCCCUACCCGGCAGCCCCCCGGCCUCGCCGGCACCCGAUGAAGCGCUCCUGUCCUCGCAGAGCCUGCGCUGCCGCGGCAUCCCCAAGGAGCGGCGGAAGACGCUGCGGGACUACCUGUCGGUGUGGGCCGAGGGGCCCCCUGAGCCCCCAGAGCUCCCUGGUAGCCAGGCCAGCCAGCUCUGCAUCCCCUCCUCCCAGAGCCAGCUCUCUUCUGCCUCGCAGACCCGCCGCAAGCGCCCACGCAUGGGCUUCUGAGUGCCAAUAAACCCGCCUGGCACAGCCUCCCA
This is a messenger RNA of Neopelma chrysocephalum (saffron-crested tyrant-manakin), 3113 nucleotides long. It is a transcript of the gene TAF1C, whose product is annotated as TATA-box binding protein associated factor, RNA polymerase I subunit C. The transcript is spliced from 13 exons. Lineage: Eukaryota; Metazoa; Chordata; Aves; Passeriformes; Pipridae. Gene Ontology annotation, cellular component: fibrillar center. The coding region runs from base 181 to 3081 and encodes 966 amino acids. The record is from RefSeq and is a predicted model, not a curated record. Gene Ontology annotation, molecular function: protein binding; RNA polymerase I core promoter sequence-specific DNA binding. Gene Ontology annotation, biological process: transcription by RNA polymerase I.